UCGGGGCUGAGCUAACCGUUUUCUCAGUGCUGACAAUUGUUGAAACUGAGGAGGAAGACGCCGCUGACUCGCGGUUGAAAGUCUGUCGAAUAUCCAACCUAAACCUAUCUUUACCUCGAAUCAUGGCUGGUUUGGAGAAGCUACGCGUAGCUGUGGUGGGUGCAGGAGCGGCGGGUCUGUGCGCUGCGCGUCACUUCCUUGCACGCCAGGACCUGUUCACACCGCCGGUGCUGUUUGAGAUCACAAAGCAUGUGGGCGGAACUUGGGUUUACGAAGAGCGCGUGGGCCACUACGACAAUGGUCUGCCCAUCCACAGCAGCAUGUACAGGGACCUCAGAACCAAUAUUCCCAAAGAGGUCAUGUCAUUUCCUGAUUUCCCCUUUGCAAAGCAUCUUCCUUCAUUUGUCCACCAUACAGAGGUGCGCAAGUACCUUGAGCAAUACUGUGACCAUUUCCGUCUUUGGGACCACAUCAGGUUUGGCAUGACUGUGGAUGCAGUGGACCCAGUAAAAGUGAAGAGUGGCUGGAAAGGUUUGGCAUGGGACAUCACCAGCAGUGAUAGUGUGGACCGGAGCAAAUCCAUUAAAGAGCGCUUUGAUGCUGUUAUGGUGUGUAAUGGACAUUUCUAUGAUCCAUACAUCCCUGCUAUACCUGGACUGGGGAAGUUCAAAGGGAUGUUGAUGCAUAGCCAUGAUUAUCGGAGUGCAGAGCCCUUUGCAGGCAAAUCAGUGCUGGUGCUCGGUGCUGGUCUUUCUGGGCUGGACAUUGCCAUGGAGCUCGCCAACGUCAAUGCUAAGGUGAUUCUAAGUCAUGGUCAGAAGUCCCUGACUUGCCCCAUGCCCCGAGGAGUAGAGCAGGCUCCUCCCGUAAGUAAAGUGUUGGAGGAUGGCACUCUGGAACUUCAGGAUGGAAAGCAAGCAAAGCCAGAGGUGUUUUUGCUCUGCACAGGCUACAACUUCAUCUUCCCCUUUCUGAAUGAGCAAAUUGGCGUGCAGGUGAAAGAACACUUGGUCUAUCCUCUCUACAAGUUUCUGAUACCUCCUGCCUAUCCAUCGCUCUUCAUUAUAGGCAUCUGCAGAGCCAUUUGCCCCUUUCCACACUUCCACAUACAGUCUCAGUUUGCCAUCUCAGUGCUAGAUGGCUCAUUUUCUCUCCCCUCACGUGAAGAAAUGGAAAAAGACAUAGAGUUGGACAUGGCUGCUCGUCAAGCUCGUGGUGUUGCCACUCGACAUAUCCUAAAACUGGACUCUGAACAGUGGGCCUAUAAUGACCAUUUAGCUCACUUGGGUGGCUUCCAACCCCUCCCUUGCUACUGGAGCAACCUGUAUGAGUCUAACAAGGUUUUCCGUGCCCACGAUAUGCUCAACUACAAAACCUACAACUAUAGUGUACUCAGUGAGACUGAGUGGAUGGUGCAGAAUCUGCAAGGACAGCAGCUGCAGAAACCACAACUUAAGCAUGUAUAAAUAGAUCAGUGAAGAGGUUUACUAAAGACCCUUCAGUUGAAAAUGAAUGUAAUUUUUUGCUAUAUUUGAUUUACAGUGUCAAAUUAUUAAAAUUGACACUGUAAAUCAAACAGCACAGAGUGCCAUUAAAGGUCAUAGGCAAGGGUCGGAGAUGGAACGUAGAAUAUCAACUUUGUUUUCUAGAAGAACGACCCAAAAAGCAAUUCAGUCUUCCUGGUGUCUAAUUUGCACCCUAAAAUUGAAUAAAACGAUUAAAAUAUGCUGGUUUGCGCAAGUUGCAAAGGUUUGUUUACAUCUCACUUAUGCGCACUUUUACCGCCAGGGGACAGUCGUUGUGACGUCAUUCAAGGCAAACAGACCGGGAGCAGUUCUGUGUUUACUUGCAAACCGAGGACACGUGUACGGACUUUGGUCGUGAGACGUUGUGUAAAAUGUCUGAAAGCGAUAGCGAUUUUGAAGUAGGAACUCUCCAAAUUGAAUAUCGAGAGGUGAAACCAUAUAUGUAUGAACCUAUGGCCGUUGCGAAGCAAUCAGUGAAUGUGGCACACUGGUUUGACCGUGCAGCCUCAGAACCGGACAGCGACUCGGCCGACUCUAAUCACGGUGACCCCAGACCUCAACAAGACUCGUGCCCAAAUGAUUUAUCCUGGUAAUUAUGAUAAAUUCUUACUUUCGUUGUAAUACUAAAUAAGAGCCUUUUUGAAGAAUAAUUAAACCGCCCUCCCUAGUGGAUAUAGGUAACAAUUACUUGACAGUGCACCAGUAGGCCACAUUAGCCUGCCAUCCACGGCAUUAUUCUAUUUAUAGCCUACUCUAAGCUAGGAAAUAUCCCUUUGUCUCAUUUCCACAAUGAUUGUACAGGAUCCCUCAGGAUUCUUGACUUGUCAAUUGUAAGCAAAGGUAAAAAUGUUUACCUCCAAUCUUCUCCUUUUUGCUGGUCCAUUUCUUCUUUGACUGCUUGAUUUUGUUUCACGUGCACAAUCUACUCUCUCCGCCUCUUCUCCUCUUUCGGAAAAAGCCAACCCUCUGGUUUCACGCGCACAAUCCACUCUCUCUGCCUCAUCUCCUCUUCCGGAAAAAGCCAAUCCACUCUCUCUACCUCUUCUCCUCUCUCGGAAAAAGGUAAAAACUUCUUCCUGAACCGGUCCCGUUGUUACAGUUCACUGCACAACAAUAAGGCAUGGUUUUUCUUUGGAAAUUCCCGAAUGCACGUCUGCACUCAAGCCAAAUGGCAAUGCAAGUAAACGGAAGUGAACUCAACUCAAGAGGUUUCUUUGUCUUGAAUGACGUCACGCGCCGAGUAGUCACGAAAAUCGCUGAACAGAAAUUCGCUGCGAUCCGCACUAACUUAUUAACAAUACUUCUUGGGACCAGAAGAAAAUUACAGAGGGUUUUUUAACAUAUAAAGUUUCAAAUGUGCAUAAAUUGAAAACCGUUGCCUAUGAUCUUUAAUAAAAGAGUGAGCAUCACAUUAAUAAUUCUUUCUACCAUUAAACAUGAUCUUAACUUUUAUUAUGGUUCUAAAUAACUGGGCCAUAUAUAUAUAUAUAUAUAUAUAUAUAUAUAUAUAUAUAAAACUAAACAAAUAAAUAAAUAGGGUUCAGUUUGUGUUCUAACUUUACUUAUACUUUCCAGCUCAUGGUGCUUAUACAUAUUCAUGAAUGAAAACGAUCAAAAGGCUAUACAUUUUGUUGUAUCGUUGAUUCAAGCAAUUCACUAGUUACAGACAUGUAUUGUUGCAUGUAUUGUUUGUGUCAAACAAUAAAGGCAUUAUAAUGUUUA
Messenger RNA from Neoarius graeffei (lesser salmon catfish), 3248 nucleotides. RefSeq lists its product as uncharacterized. NCBI's taxonomy places the organism in Eukaryota, Metazoa, Chordata, Actinopteri, Siluriformes, Ariidae. Gene Ontology annotation, molecular function: flavin adenine dinucleotide binding; NADP binding; N,N-dimethylaniline monooxygenase activity. The coding region runs from base 123 to 1466 and encodes 447 amino acids. The record is from RefSeq and is a predicted model, not a curated record. The transcript has 8 exons.